AUUUUCGUAAAUGGUUUUUGUUGUAAUGUUAUCUACUGAUAAAAAACAGAGUAUGCUUGGGAAACUGGUUUAUGGGUUGAAAUUUGGCAGAGCAUUUGUGGGGGGAGAAGUCACACCAUAUCAGUUCCCUUCCCUCAGAAUCCGUUAAUCUUCUUUGUCAUUAGCAUUCACCAAUGGACUUAGCCGCAAAGCUUCAUCACCUCGACCUCACCGCGCCAGUCAUUUUAGACGCGCCGAAGCCCUCCAUACUCCGCCACUUUCCGCCGCGCACACUCACCAGAGUGAACAUCAACACCAAUUUAAUUUACACCAAUCGAUUCUUGGGCCCACUAAGGCCCAAUUCCACUUCCAAUGCUUCAUCGGGCCUAUCCACCGUCACCGUCGAGGACGACAUCGAGUCUCUCUUUUCUGAGCCUUCUACGGUCGACGAACGGCGCGUGAGGAAGCAGCCGAACACGGGCGCGUCGAGUGUUUCAUCGGGCGUGAAGUUAGAAAACGUGAGCAAAACGUACAAGGGUGUGACUGUGUUGAAGGACGUGAGUUGGGAAGUGAAGAAGGGUGAGAAAGUGGGUUUAGUUGGGGUGAACGGUGCGGGUAAGACGACCCAGAUGAGGAUUAUUGCGGGUCUGGAGGAACCGGAUUCGGGGAACGUGAUAAAAGCGAAGCCGAACAUGAAAAUCGCGUUUCUAAACCAGGAAUUUGAGGUGUCGUUGAGUAGGACGGUGAGGGAGGAGUUUAUGAGCGCGUUUAAGGAGGAAAUGGAGGUGGCGAGCAAGUUGGAGAAGGUGCAGAAGGCACUUGAAGGUGCUGUUAACGAUUUGGAGUUAAUGGGAAGGCUUUUGGAUGAGUUUGAUUUACUUCAGAGGAGGGCACAAUCUGUGGACUUGGAUGAGGUUGAUGCAAAGAUAAAUAAAUUGGUACCAGAACUUGGUUUUGCUCCUGAGGAUUCUGAUAGGUUGGUCGCGUCUUUUAGUGGAGGUUGGCAAAUGAGAAUGUGUCUUGGCAAGAUUCUACUUCAGGAGCCUGAUUUAUUACUGUUAGAUGAGCCCACAAAUCACCUUGACCUCGACACCAUUGAGUGGCUUGAAGACUAUCUUAACAAGCAGGAUGUGCCGAUGGUUAUCAUUUCCCAUGACAGAGCUUUUCUUGAUCAGCUGUGUACAAAAAUUGUUGAAACUGAGAUGGGUGUAUCCAGGACAUAUGAGGGGAAUUAUUCAGAGUUUGUAAUUUCAAAGGCAGCAUGGAUUGAGGCACAGUAUGCUGCAUGGGAGAAGCAGCAGAAAGAAAUUGAACAGACAAAAGACUUGAUAAGUAGGUUAGGUGCUGGAGCAAAUUCUGGCCGUGCUUCAUCUGCUGAAAAGAAGCUGGAGAGACUGCAGGAAGAGGAACUAGUAGAGAAGCCAUUUGAACGGAAGCAAAUGAAAAUCAGGUUCCCUGAGCGCGGAAGGAGUGGAAGAUCUGUCGUAACAAUUAAGAACUUGGGAUUUGGCUUUGAGGAUAAGACACUUUUCAAAAAGGCAAAUCUUACAAUUGAAAGGGGAGAAAAAAUUGCCAUUAUUGGUCCAAAUGGAUGUGGCAAGAGUACUUUACUGAAAUUGAUUAUGGGUUUAGAGAAGCCAAGUGGGGGUGAAGUUUUGCUUGGAGAGCAUAAUGUAUUGCCUAACUAUUUUGAGCAAAAUCAGGCUGAAGCACUUGAUCUGGACAAGACAGUGAUUCAGACAGUAGAAGAAGCUGCAGAGGACUGGAGGAUUGAUGACAUUAAAGGACUUCUUGGGCGUUGUAAUUUUAAAUCUGAUAUGCUUGACCGAAAAGUUUCACUUUUGAGUGGUGGUGAGAAGGCUCGACUAGCUUUCUGCAAAUUCAUGGUAAAACCAUCGACUCUGCUUGUGUUGGACGAACCAACCAACCACUUGGAUAUACCUUCAAAAGAAAUGCUCGAGGAGGCAAUAACUGAGUACCAGGGCACUGUUAUCACAGUAUCUCAUGACCGAUACUUUAUAAAGCAAAUAGUUAAUAGAGUGAUAGAAAUUAAAGAUGGCACUUUACAGGAUUAUGCAGGUGGUUACAAUUAUUAUUUAGAGAAGAAUCUCGAUGCUAGGGAAAGAGAACUUGAACGCGAGGCAGAGCUAGAGGGCAAAGCUCCUAAAGUGAAAGCCAAAUCUAAGAUGUCCAAGGCUGAGAAAGAAGCACGGAAGAAGCAAAAGAUGCAGGCCUUUCAGGCAGCAAAACAGAAGUCUAAAGGUGCGAAAAAUGCUAAGAGAUGGAAUUGAGUGAACCGUUCCUUUACAUCACGUGAGCUCCAUUUUAGUCUAAUUUACCAUGUCAAGAGGAUAGAAGGUGAAGUAGCGUAUUGGGUUAGCUACACACCCUUUGUAUAUAUCAUGUACGAAUACAUUUACUUUUUACGGGGAUAUACAAGUUUCAUUAUAUCAUAUGUUAUUCUCAACUGCAACUUGCUACCCCCAAUCCCAUUUUUGCAUGUAUUAUGUAAUUCGACUCAUUAAAUGCGAAUAAUACGAAGAAAGCAACUAGCCCAGAUAUACCAUGAUAUCAAUUAUUGAGUGUAAGUUAUCAAGGACCUAUUUUACUUUACUAAGCCAACUACCUUUGUU
Molecule: messenger RNA, 2612 nt
Organism: Abrus precatorius (Indian licorice)
Lineage: Eukaryota; Viridiplantae; Streptophyta; Magnoliopsida; Fabales; Fabaceae
Product: ABC transporter F family member 5
Exons: 9
Coding region: 174-2270 (698 amino acids)
Molecular function (GO): ATP binding; ATP hydrolysis activity
Source: RefSeq, a predicted model, not a curated record